Molecule: messenger RNA, 303 nt
Organism: Chrysochloris asiatica (Cape golden mole)
Lineage: Eukaryota; Metazoa; Chordata; Mammalia; Afrosoricida; Chrysochloridae
Gene: TIMM10B
Product: translocase of inner mitochondrial membrane 10 homolog B (yeast)
Exons: 3
Coding region: 1-303 (100 amino acids)
Cellular component (GO): mitochondrial intermembrane space chaperone complex
Source: RefSeq, a predicted model, not a curated record
AUGGAGCAACAACAGCAGCAGCUUAGAAACUUGCGGGACUUCCUUUUGGUCUACAAUCGGAUGACUGAACUCUGCUUCCAGCGCUGCGUGCCCAGCCUGCACCACCGAGCUCUGGAUGCGGAAGAGGAGGCCUGUUUGCACAGCUGUGCUGGGAAGCUGAUCCACUCCAACCACCGGCUGAUGGCCGCUUAUGUGCAGCUCAUGCCUGCCCUGGUACAGCGACGCAUCGCAGACUAUGAGGCUGCCUCAGCUGUGCCUGGUGUUGCAGUUGAACAGCCCGGAGCUUCACCCUCAGGCAGCUAG